UCUGCGAAAAGGCGGAUGGAUAACAAUUGAAAACCGAGGGGAGAAUAAACAAAUGAAGACGGGGUGAGAGCAGAGAGCCGAGGAAUGUUAUAGAAGCGGAGCAGACUGUACCCGCCAAGUACAUGAUCUUCCCUUGGAGCUGGUUAUCAUCAUCACUACUUCCAUGGUGCAGAAACAGUACUAGCUUCCCCAAAAAACUCUGCCACCUUUCACUUUCAUAUAUCAUCAGAUAGAGAGAGAGAGAGAGGCCAGGGACAAGGAGACAGAGUCCCACAGUCAGUGGGUGAGAGAUGGGUGAUAAAGAUGUGACCUUGGAGGCUGUGCUGAAGGAAGCCGUUGAUUUGGAGAAUGUUCCUAUUGCAGAGGUUUUUCAGACACUUAGGUGCCAGCCAAAUGGUCUCACAUCGGAGGCUGCUCAAGAAAGGUUGGCCAUUUUUGGUCACAACAAGCUUGAAGAGAAAGAGGAGAGUAAAUUUCUUAAGUUCUUGGGUUUCAUGUGGAAUCCACUUUCAUGGGUCAUGGAAGCUGCUGCUAUCAUGGCUAUUGCCAUGGCCAACGGUGGAGGAAAACCUCCUGAUUGGCAGGACUUUGUGGGGAUUAUUACUCUGCUUUUUAUCAACUCAACCAUCAGCUUCAUAGAGGAGAAUAACGCUGGCAACGCUGCUGCAGCCCUUAUGGCCCGUCUGGCACCCAAAGCUAAGGUCCUUCGAGAUGGGAAGUGGAUUGAGGAGGAUGCUUCGAUUCUUGUUCCUGGUGAUAUAAUCAGCGUGAAGCUGGGGGACAUUAUACCAGCUGAUGCUCGCCUCCUUGAAGGUGAUCCGUUAAAAAUCGAUCAGUCUGCGCUUACAGGGGAAUCGCUUCCAGUGACGAAGGGUCCUGGUGACAGUGUUUACUCUGGUUCUACUUGCAAACAAGGAGAAAUAGAAGCUGUGGUCAUUGCAACAGGUGUUCACACGUUCUUUGGCAAGGCUGCUCAUCUUGUUGAUUCCACAAACCAAGUAGGACACUUCCAAAAGGUGUUAACUGCCAUCGGGAAUUUCUGUAUAUGUUCCAUUGCUGUGGGGAUGAUAGUAGAGAUCAUUGUCAUGUUCCCAAUCCAGCACCGAGAAUACCGUCCAGGAAUUGACAAUCUGCUGGUACUUCUUAUUGGGGGAAUCCCUAUAGCCAUGCCGACAGUGUUAUCAGUAACAAUGGCAAUUGGGUCUCAUCGGCUAUCUCAGCAGGUAGGGAGCUAUCACAAAAGGAUGACGGCAAUAGAAGAAAUGGCAGGGAUGGAUGUACUUUGCAGUGACAAAACCGGAACUCUGACCCUAAACAAGCUAACAGUUGACAAGAACCUUAUUGAGGUAUUUGCUAAAGGGGUGGAUGCUGAUACUGUCGUUCUAAUGGCAGCAAGAGCAUCAAGAAUGGAGAACCAAGAUGCAAUAGAUGCUGCUAUCGUUGGGACUUUGGCAGAUCCAAAGGAGGCACGUGCUGGCAUUCAAGAGGUUCAUUUCCUCCCCUUUAAUCCUACUGACAAGAGAACAGCUCUGACAUAUAUCGAUAGGGAAGGUAAAAUGCAUCGCGUCAGUAAAGGUGCACCAGAGCAGAUUUUGAACCUUGUCCACAACAGAUCAGAGAUAGAGCGAAGAGUUCACUCUGUGAUCGAUAAGUUCGCUGAAAGAGGAUUGCGAUCCCUCGCAGUAGCUUACCAGGAAGUUCCUGAAGGAACAAAAGAGAGCCCAGGAGGUCCCUGGCAGUUUAUAGGUCUCAUGCCAUUGUUUGACCCACCAAGGCACGAUAGUGCAGAAACGAUAAGAAGGGCACUUAAUUUGGGGGUUAAUGUCAAAAUGAUAACUGGUGAUCAACUGGCAAUUGCAAAGGAAACCGGACGUCGUCUGGGUAUGGGAACAAACAUGUAUCCAUCAUCUGCUCUGUUGGGACAGAACAAGGACGAGUCAAUUGCUGCUUUGCCUGUGGAUGAACUUAUUGAAAAGGCUGAUGGUUUUGCUGGUGUUUUUCCUGAGCAUAAAUAUGAGAUUGUGAAACGCUUGCAAGCUCGGAAACAUAUAUGUGGAAUGACAGGAGAUGGAGUUAAUGAUGCUCCUGCACUUAAAAAGGCCGACAUUGGCAUAGCUGUUGCUGAUGCAACUGAUGCAGCGCGUAGUGCCUCUGACAUUGUUCUUACUGAACCAGGCCUUAGUGUUAUCAUAAGUGCAGUGCUAACUAGUCGGGCAAUUUUCCAAAGAAUGAAGAAUUACACGAUCUACGCUGUUUCCAUCACAAUCCGUAUUGUGCUUGGUUUCAUGUUGCUGGCCCUCAUCUGGCAGUUCGAUUUUCCACCCUUCAUGGUGCUGAUCAUCGCUAUCCUCAAUGAUGGUACCAUCAUGACGAUAUCCAAGGACAGAGUGAAACCAUCACCUCAGCCAGACAGUUGGAAGCUGGCAGAGAUCUUCACAACUGGUAUUAUUCUGGGUGGUUACCUGGCGAUGAUGACGGUCAUUUUCUUCUGGGCAGCGUACAAAACAGAUUUUUUUCCGCGUACUUUUGGGGUGUCGAGCCUUCAGCAAGGCGAUAGAGAUGACACUAGGAAGCUCGCCUCUGCAGUAUACCUUCAAGUGAGCACUAUCAGUCAGGCCCUCAUAUUCGUAACUCGGGCCAGGAGUUGGUCAUUUGUUGAGCGUCCCGGUCUCCUACUGGUGGCCGCUUUUGUUAUUGCGCAAUUGAUUGCUACCCUGAUGGCUGUUUAUGCGAAUUGGAGCUUUGCGGCGAUAGAAGGGAUCGGAUGGGGUUGGGCUGGUAUCGUCUGGCUUUACAACCUUAUAUUCUAUAUACCGCUUGAUUUCAUCAAAUUCUUCACACGAUAUGCAUUGAGCGGAAAGGCUUGGGAUCUCGUCAUAGAGCAAAGGAUUGCGUUUACGAGGAAAAAGGAUUUCGGAAAAGAAGAACGUGAACUAAAGUGGGCACAUGCGCAGAGGACACUUCAUGGCCUGCAUCCGCCUGAGACCAAGAUGUUCGGCAGCAGCUAUACUGAGCUGAACCAGAUGGCCGAAGAAGCCAAAAGACGGGCUGAAAUUGCCAGGCUGAGAGAGCUGAACACACUGAAGGGGCACGUCGAGUCAGUGGUGAGACUGAAGGGCCUCGACAUCGACACGAUCCAACAAGCCUACACUGUCUAGAGAGGGGCCUUGGAUUUGCUCAUACCUUGUAUAGAAGUGCUUAUGCCGGAGUGAGGAGUAGAUAUAUAUUUAGCAUGUGCCAUAUACAUAGGAGCUAUGCAUAAUAUAAUCCGUGGUGCUUUCCCUCGAAUUCGUACUGUCUGUAUGUUUGAAUGUUGAUCCAAGAAUGACAUUUACUGAUUACUUUCUCGA
This is a messenger RNA of Eucalyptus grandis, 3350 nucleotides long. Its product is annotated as ATPase 11, plasma membrane-type. Gene Ontology annotation, biological process: proton export across plasma membrane; regulation of intracellular pH. NCBI's taxonomy places the organism in Eukaryota, Viridiplantae, Streptophyta, Magnoliopsida, Myrtales, Myrtaceae. Gene Ontology annotation, molecular function: P-type proton-exporting transporter activity; ATP binding; ATP hydrolysis activity. The record is from RefSeq and is a predicted model, not a curated record. Bases 291 to 3158 code for a protein of 955 amino acids. Gene Ontology annotation, cellular component: plasma membrane. The transcript has 22 exons.